Molecule: messenger RNA, 3180 nt
Organism: Oncorhynchus mykiss (rainbow trout)
Lineage: Eukaryota; Metazoa; Chordata; Actinopteri; Salmoniformes; Salmonidae
Source: RefSeq, a predicted model, not a curated record
UAUGUCAUCUUUGUCAGAUUGCAUCUCUUUAUACGCAGAGCCAGGAUGAGAAAUCGCAUAGCGGUGGGUCCAAUAGGGAAGCAUAUGGAAAUAAAUGUGCAAAAAUGCUACAAACAGAACAAAAAUAUAAGCGAACGAUGUAAAGUGUUGGUCCCAUGUUUCAUGAGCUGAAAUAAAUGAUCACAGAAAUGUUCCAUAUGCACAAAAAAAUGUAUUUCUCUCAUAUGUUGUGCACAAAUUGGUUUACAUCCCUGUUAGUGAGCAUUUCACCUUCUGCUACCAUUUCUGUCAAGCCGUCUUCUUCGCAUACAAUUUGAUGCAUAUGUUUGAUAAAUCCACCGUAUGCACCACACAGAACGCACUGCAACUGCCUCUUCAAUACAAUGCUGCAAGGCAAAAGCAGCGUUCCAUUAGAAAUGAAUGUACUUCUGGUGUACCAAAACGCAAUGACGCUGUAGGUGUGAUGGAGGCGUUGGUUGAUGUUCGCUUCGUCUUGCAACUAAGGGAUUCUGUUGGGAUACAGAACCAGAAUCCCUCAGUUGCGGCAGAAUCCCUUAGUUGUGGUCAAAUAAGCUAGUUCUUUGUGUGUGCAAGGUGUAACUUAUCCAAAAUAAACUACUUUUGAGCACUUUUUCUGUUUACCGCCAGACUACUUCUGGUUCAUGUGCAUGCGUUGGAUCUGCACUACGAGCUUCAUUGAGCAUCCGACGCUACAUGCAUGGGCUAGCAUCAAAGUGAGCCAGCAGUGUCACCAGGCACAACUUUGUGGCUACAGUUUCACCAAGACGUACAUAAUGGAGCUGAUCCAUCUUAUGACAUUUUCAUAUGCUAAAAACACUUGAUUUCCAUGUAUUGCAUGUGUUUGAUAAUGUGUUUAGCUCUUGUCGGUAUGAAGGUGGUCAAUUUGAAACAAGCCAUACUCCAGGCUUGGAAGGAGCCUAGUCCCAUGUGGCUCCCUUUCCACCUCAACCUGGCAGGUCAGCUGACUUGUGUUGAUCAUCCAUGUAAAUGUAUGCGAUGUGGAAAGUAAACAGUUAAUUAAUGAUUUCAGAGUAUGAAAUAAGUCAUUUCUUUAUUUCCCUAUGUUCCAGAGGCUCUUAUGGAGCAGGCAAUGAUUGGCCCUUCUCCCAACCCGCUCAUCUUGUCCUACCUAAAGUAUGCCAUCAGUUCCCGUAUGGUUGACAUUUUGAAAACCAUCGUUUAUCCUAUACAUAGCGUCAAAAUAGACAUGAUCUGUAUUCUUUGGUUGUAGCGAUAUUAAAGGGUUAAUCUUCAUAUUCUGCACAUAGUAGGAAAGGCAGUGUUCAAGAUUGGCUAGUGUGCUUGAUUUAUAAUGCACAAUAAUUACAAAUGGAAAUGUCUUUCCUCAGAUGGUGUCUUAUUCAAGUGUACUCUUAGCCAUCAGUUUGGCCACCUUUUUAUAUCUCUCCAGCUAAUACCAACUGUCUGACCACUACUAGACAUGCAUACUUUCAUCGGCUGACAACUUGUCUGACAAAUGCCCCUGUUUGUUCCCAAGUUUGAUGAUUUCUCCAGGGAGCUCUGCGUCAAGUCCCUGUAGAUUCUGGACAUGUGCUCCCACCGUCUCAGGUGCACAUCCUUUCAUUAGUCCUUCCUUUAAAUUGGGCAUUGGUGGCUCAUCCUGGCUCUGUGUAUAAAUAGAUGCAACCUGACAAAGAUGACAUACCUUCUAUUCACCAUUUGUUAUUAAAUAUGGUUAAAGUACUAUUCGGUAUGAGUCUGCUGCUCGAAUAAUUUUCUCAGGGCUAAAGAGAGUGAGUGCAUUUCUGAUGUCAAGUCACCUUUUCAUAUUGAAAAAUAAUCUGCAGUAUAAUCCCAAACCUCAAUUUGCAUGGUAGUGUGGUUGCUGACAGGCUGUGCCUGGUACUGCGAGAGGCUCGGGGAGCUGGGGCCGGCGGCCGUCACUGAAGCCAGCCAUAGGGCCUGCCAGGAGAGGCUAAGGGACCUGGUGAACAGCACAAAGAACAGGGCCCUGGUCCACAUCGCAUGCCUGGAGAACCAAGCCUCCUGGACCAAUGUGGAGCUAGCUUUUUUCAAAGUGACAGAGGGCCUCAGCAGUCUAACCAAUCAGACAGAGAGGCAAGCUGGAAAUGUGUAUUUCAUUGGUGAAGAGUAUUCCUACGAUAGGGUUGGAACAGUCCGACCCCCUGCAUCACUAAUCGUUCCCCUCGGUCCACGCCUUCAUCAUGCUGGAAGGAACCAUGAACCUGACGGGGGAGACUCAGCCACUGGUGGAACAGCUGAUGAUGAUCAAGAGGGUGCAGACGGUGGACGCAGACCACUCCCAAGUCUCCAGAGGGCUUGCUGGUUGUGCCGUGACACAUGCUGUCUGGAAAAAGCCUGGACCCCCUCCUGGCUGCAUAUCGCAGCCACGGGAAAACUCACAUCCUUUGCCCGGAUGUUCAUCAAGCUGAAUGAGUUUCUGAAGCACUUCAGUGGAGAAGGAUUCGGCCUCGGUGCGAGCCCUGCUGUUCGACAUAUCCUUCCUCAUGCAGUGUCACGGGUUGCAGACCUACGGAUCAGAAGUGAUCCUGUCGGACCUCAGCCCCUCAGAGGAGAGCAAGACCCUGAACCCAGACCACCCCUGCUUUAGGAUGGAGUUGGGCAAGGUGGAGAGCCUGGUGGCCCUCCUCAACAAUGCCACUGAGCUGAAGCUAGUGAGCUGCUGAAGGAGACUUGCCAGGAGUGGGCCAACCGGGUGGUGCAGCUGCUUUACAGCAUUUUCUGCCUGGACACCCAGCAGAUCACCUUCACCCUGCUGGGCCACACCCUGCUCACAGACUCUGCCUAAUGGCACAGCCUGGCAGACCCGCCCAGCAAGGCCCUGGCCAAGUGACCGCUCCAUGUCCACCUCCCUAUCGGCCUCCCAGCUCCACACGGUCAACAUGAGGGACCCUCUCAACCACGUCCUAGCCAACCUGUUCCUGCUGAUCUCAUCCGUCCUUGGCUCCAAGACAGCGGGGCCACACAUCCAGUUUGUGCAGAGCUUCAUGAAGGAGUGUGUGGAGUGCCUGGAACAAGGCAGCUGCGGGAGCAUCUUGCAGUUCCAUGCCUUUCACCAUGGUUGAAUUCUGGAUCGUCGACUAGUUGACCCGCCUCGCCAGAAUACUCCAAGAUCGGUGCGCUUUGACCGUAGCUGGCCAUGUUGCAGAGAAUGGC